UAAACAAAUAAAUAGAAUUCAUGUUUACGAUGAAAAAAUAAUAAAAUCCAUCUUCAUUUCCAUUGUUUCUUCCACCUUCUUCAAAGAACCCUCGGAGUUUUUACCAUUGUGAACAAACAUCGAAAUUGUGGCAUAGGAACGCCCUCUUGUUUUUUCUUUCACCACACAAAUUCUCAUUUUUAUUCCCUCUCUCAUUUAUUUCAAUCCACAACUAUUUUUCUCUGAUUUCGAACAUAUCUAUCUCUAUUUGGUUGAGCCACAUCUUGCAAUUGUUGUUAUUUUGUUUUGAUUUCAGAGGUUUGUGUUUGAUCCUCAUGAAUCAUAUAAAAGAAGUUGUUGUGUAUGUUGACCCCAUUUUUGUACCAUAUGGCUGCGCUGACAACACCAACCCAAAGGAUUAUUACAAAGUGCUGGAGAUUGAUUAUGAUGCAACAGAUGAAGAUAUCAGAUUUAAUUACCGAAGACUCGCCUUGAAAUGGCAUCCCGACAAACACAAUGAUGAUAGUGUUGUUACUGCAAAAUUUCAAGAGAUUAAUGAAGCUUACAAUGUAUUGAGCGAUCCUGCCAAGCGUUUUGACUAUGAUUUAACUGGUGCGUGUGAGAUUGAGAAGUAUAGCUUGCAGGAAUAUCUUGCUAGAUUUAAAGGAAUGAUUCUGACCUGCAAUGGACUUGGUAUCAGCCAUAAUGACAAAUGGUCACAACAAUUGAUUGAAGGUUUUGAACAACUAGAUAAAUAAGGUCUGGGGAGGUUUCAAAAGUCUCUGACUCGGAGGGGACGAAAAUUGGAGAGAGAGGAAGGAAUUAUGCAUAUAUAAUACAACUACAGAAUAAGAUUUUUUAUUUUUUUUUAAAGAAAUUAUUCAACAAAUUUAAAAUAAUAAGUAAGUGAAUGUUCGUCGUAUAGCCAUUGAUUUGCAUUGUCAAGUUUCCAUUUUCAUUAUUAUUACUAAAUUGAUAUAUUUAUCUA
Messenger RNA from Cicer arietinum (chickpea), 967 nucleotides. RefSeq lists its product as uncharacterized. Gene Ontology annotation, cellular component: cytoplasm; nucleus. The record is from RefSeq and is a predicted model, not a curated record. Lineage: Eukaryota; Viridiplantae; Streptophyta; Magnoliopsida; Fabales; Fabaceae.